Rana temporaria (common frog) is the source of this 3471-nucleotide messenger RNA. Its product is annotated as NACHT, LRR and PYD domains-containing protein 3-like. Gene Ontology annotation, cellular component: cytoplasm. NCBI's taxonomy places the organism in Eukaryota, Metazoa, Chordata, Amphibia, Anura, Ranidae. The coding region runs from base 415 to 3081 and encodes 888 amino acids. The record is from RefSeq and is a predicted model, not a curated record. The transcript is spliced from 10 exons.
CAUUAUCCCUCUGUUGAUAUCCCCUGUGUCCAGCUAAGUGGGAACUAUAAGUCCCAGUAUCCCUCCAAUAUUAUCACUUGAGUGUCCAGCCAUGAGAAAUAUCCAGCUGCAGGUUCCUGAGUACCCUUGCCUAUGCUAUCCAAACUUUAACACAAUUACUGGUGGCACAUGAUUUAGAGUGGAAGGGAUGUGUAUGUCCAUAUGAAUCUGUGUACCCUGUACAAAAUGUGGAAAAUAAAAUUGACUCAAUAGAAAAUAAAUCUUUAUACUCAACCCCUAACCAUAACUGUUCCUUAACCAUUACCCAUCUUUCCUCUAGGUAAACUCCAAACCUGAAUUAUCACCUGACCUAUCUGGUAGACCUCUUACUUGAUGAGACUUUGGUAAUGUCAUCUUGGGUCAUCUCCAGACGACAUGGCAAACUCUUUCUCCUCCUCACAAGGGUUGGAUCCAGAUGUCCUGGGAAAGGGCCCACAAACCCCUGGAGAUCUUAUGAUAUAUUCUCUGGAGGAUCUCAAAGGAUGUGACUUCAAGAAAUUUAAGAACAAAUUGUCUGAUUUUCCCUUUGGAGAUAAACUUCCCAUUCCCAGAGGAAGACUAGAAAAUGCAGACUGGAUCACCACCAAGGAUGUCCUGAUAAACACAUAUGGAGAAGAAGGGGCUCUGGAUGUCAUGAUUAAAGUCUUUACUCUGACUGAUUUGAUGGGACCUGCAAAUUACCUCCAGGAGAGAAGAGCACACAAUGCUAAACUGAAGAAUAUGACACAGAGCAACAAGUUAUCAGAAUUGGCAAAAGAAUACAGAGAGUCUGCGAAGGGGAUACUUCAGAGGAUUAAAGAAUAUAAUUCACGUAUGGGAGAGUCUAUUAAUCUACGGAAAAGAUAUACCAAGUUAUUCAUGAGAAAUGGACCCCCAAAUAAAAAGGAAAAAGAACAAGAAAUAAGGAGUACAGGCAGAAGACAUCUACAGGUCAUGGAGAAAAGAUCUUCUGACGAAUACUCCCCAACCACAAUCCAGGCCCUCUUUGACCCCGAUGAAGAUGGUUGUAUCCCCAACAUUGUGGUGUUACAAGGACCUGCUGGGAUUGGUAAAACAAUGACCUCCAAGAAGAUCAUGCUGGACUGGGCCUUUGGGAAUCUCUACCAAGACAAGUUUGACUUUGUGUUUUAUUUGAGCUGUAGAGAAAUCAACACCAUCAAUAGAAACAUAAGUCUUGUGGAACUUUUAUCCAGAACCUGCAGACUACAGUGUUCAGAUGACCUGGUGUCUAUUCUGAAGGAUCCUGAAAGUCAUAGAAAGCUUCUCUUUAUAGUUGAUGGGUUCGAUGAACUAAGGUGGACUGUGGGGGAAGAAUCGGAGACUUGUAAUGAUGUCUUUGAGGAAACCCACAAAGAAAUAAUUCUUCAAAGAUUGCUCAGGAAACAGAUUCUCCAACAAUCUUCUCUGAUCAUCACUACAAGGUCACUGGCUAUAAAUAAACUUGACACGUUCAUUGAUUCUCGCAACGUGGAAAUUCAGGGGUUUACAAGGGAAGAUCGAGAGGAAUAUGUCCAUAAAUUCUUUGGAAAUAAAGAAGAUGCAGACAAGGUUCUCAGUAUAAUAAAAGACAAUGAAGUUGUGUACACUAUGUGUGCUGUCCCCAUCAUAUGCUGGAUUGCAUGCACUGUAAUGAAACAAGAAAUAAAAAAAGAUUUGGGUUUAAUUCAAUUUAAAACAAUGACUUCAAUUUACCUUCUCUACCUGGAGGUUUUAAUAACCCAUCACAGCAAGAAGGACCCGUCUGUACACUGGAUACCUCAGGCCAUACACACCUGUCUGAAGAAGCUGUGUGCUUUGGCCAAUGAGGGAAUUUUGAACCAACAAAUCUUAUUUGAGAACAAAGAUCUAGAAAGACAUGGACUUUCUCUGUCUGAGGUGGAGUCGGUAUUUCUGAAUGAGAACAUCUUUGACUGGGAAGUCCGCACCCAGACUUGUUACAGCUUCAUCCAUCUGAGUGUACAGGAGUUCCUUGCUGCUCUGUAUUAUGUGCUGGAUGAUGGUUCUGGAUUUACAAAAAUCACUUUUCUUCCAGAGAUUUGUAAGGGGAAAUCACUAGAUGGCUUUAGUUCAGGUUACCCACAUUUAGCUUUAGCCGUACAAUUCCUGUUUGGUCUCUUAAAUGAAAAGCAGGUUACGACAUUCUCAGAGAGCACAGGCAUCAACAUCUCACUACGAGCAAGAUCUGCAAUGAAAGAAUGGACUGUGAAGGAUAUUAAGAAGGUUUUCCCUACUUUUGUUAUCUUCUGUCUUUAUGAGACUCAGGAUGAUGACAUCAUUAGAAGCGUCAUGUCUAAAUCAAGUUUAUUGCUACAUGGCUCACGUACUGGUCACUUGUGGAUGAACACUAAUUAUUCCAAGCAGCUGAGCUAUUGUUUGAAGACUUUGAAGAGCGAAUGUGUUCAGUCUUUAUAUUUUGGAUCGCUCACUGUGGAUCCAGAGUGCCAGAAAAAUCUAUCUCCAUUACUACACCUGUGUCAAGAGGUCAGAUUUCAAGAUUGUAUUAUUUCCCGUAAAAAUUGUAUGGGAGAAGGCAAAGCAGAAGAUGAAGAAGUUCCCUCCUCUUCAGAAGAUGAAAUGAAACCUUCUACUAUUUCCUGGCUGAUUAACCCUGAGAGUAAAAUUCGGAAGUUAUGUUUCAAUGGAUGCGAUUUGGCCCCCUUUCGCUGUGAUGAUCUCCAUUCCAUUCUUACCACUAACCGAUCCCUCAUCAAACUGGAUUUAACACAUAUCAAUCUGCAAGACUCUGGAAUGAAAUGUCUGUGUGAGGGACUUACACAUUCAGACUGUAUCCUACGGGAACUGAGAGUCUGUGACAGUAAAGCAACAUUAUUGUGCUUUGAUGAUCUUUGCUCAGCUAUCACCACAAACCAAACUUUGACCAGACUGGAGGCAACAUUGGAUGUUAAUGAGAAGAUGUCGGGCUCAGAAAUAGAUCAUCGUUGUGAGGUCCUACAACAAGCGGGUUUCACUGUGUAUCGAGACAUAUAUCGGGGGGGUAGACACUGGGUUAGUAUUUUUUACAAAAGAAGAUGGUCCUCGUGAAGCCGUCUCCUCCUCUGCAGAUGAUUCUACUGAGAGAUAUCUACUGAAUGUUAUUCUGGAAUGAUCUGAGCAGUGAUCUGUCAUUUCUCCAAUUCCACCAUUUUAUAUUGUAUUGUUACUUCUUAACGUACUCAUUACUACAAACUAAUUUGAUUUUUGGAUCUUCACGCCACCACUGAUGAGACUUCACUUUGGGAAAUUCCUGUUCAUGACAUGAAGAUUCAAUUAGAAGACACUUAAUACACAGUGACAGUGCAGUGAGAACGGUAGGGGUGAUCCCCAUCUUUCAUCCUAAUUCACCUCUGAGGACACACAUAUGCCACAUACACACGAUCGGAAAUUCCGACAAGAAAAGUUUGAUGGGAGCUUUUGGUCAGAAAAUUCCGACCG